CUGACAUCACGGCGGGUGCCGGAGCAGCCGGGGGCCAGCAGCCCCACCGCCACGGGCACUGCGCACCCGCAGCCCCCCGAAACCGCCGCUCCCCGGCACCGGCACCUCCGGCCAGGAUGGCUCCUCGGAUCUAGCCAGAGAGGCCAGAGCAGUGCUGGAGAUCCCUGUCCAAGUGAUGGUGGGACCGGGAUAGAGGAGCUGCCGUGAGGAUGUCUGAAGCCAAGACCCUGAGCUCAUCUUGCCUCGUGCUUUUCUUGCUCUCCUUGCACUGGGCUUCGCUCCAGCUGGGCCAGGCUUUUCCCAGCACCUCUGACUACCUCCAGCGGGGCUGGCAGCGGUUGCUGGAGGAAGGGGAGGGCUGUGCGGAGUGCCGGCCGGAGGAGUGCCCAGCGCCACGCGGAUGCCUGGCUGGCACAGUGCGGGACGCCUGCGACUGCUGCUGGGAGUGUGCCAACCUGGAGGGACAGAUCUGUGACCUGGACAACACCAACCAUUUCUACGGCAAGUGCGGGGAGCACCUGGAGUGCCGGCUGGAUGCCGGGGACCUGCGGCACGGAGAGGUGCCCGAGCCCCAGUGUGCCUGCCUCUCCCACCUGGCCCUCUGUGGCUCCGAUGGCAAAACCUACGCCCAGAUCUGCAGGUUCCUGGAGGUCGCCCGUGCCCACCCUGAUGCCAACCUCACCGUGACCCAUGAGGGUCCCUGCGAGUCAGAGCCCCAGAUCACCUCUCCUCCCUAUGACACAUGGAACGUCACCGGGCAGGAUGUCAUCUUCGGCUGUGAGGUCUUUGCCUACCCCAUGGCAUCCAUCGAGUGGAGGAAGGAUGGCACAGAGAUGCUGCUGCCUGGAGAUGACCCCCACAUCUCUGUCCAGUUCAGAGGUGGCCCCCAGAAAUAUGAAGUGACGGGCUGGCUCCAGAUCCAGGGCGUGCGGGUGACGGAUGAAGGCACCUACCGCUGCUUCGCCAGGAACAAGGUCGGGGAGGUGGUGGCGUUAGCAAGCCUGACUGUCUUCACGCCAGACCAGCUCAACCUGACGGGCUUUUCCCUGCCGAAGCCCCGCGCAACACCUGAGGACUACGGGGAGAGCGAGGAGGACUAUUACUAGCCUGGAGAUGGGAUGUCCAGCUGCAGAGAUCACCUGCUCACAGUGACUGUCCGCGGGGGUCAGGGACAUCUCAGGAACAGGCACCCCUCAGCCCAAAACUACUUCUCUGAACAGUCCUGGUACAGCAGCCUCUUUUUUGGGGUGGGGAACAGGGUGACACAUCCCUUUGCUGGGGGUGCUCAGGGAGGGGACACUGGCUGGUUGGUGUUGCAGGGCUGGGACUGGGGGUGGCUCUGCCUGGGGCAGGGGGGGUCUGUCCUCCAGCACUGAGCGAGGAUGGGGUGGCAGAUGGGAGACUGGGGGGGGACAGUCACACUGGACUUGGUGCUGGGGGUGGAGGCAGCCUCGCCUGGGAGAGGGAUGUCAGGGCAGGGUCACCUCUGCCCUGUGCAAGGCAUUUCAGGGAAGCCAGAGUGGAGGACUGGGACCUGGCUGUGACACCCAGUGUGUCACCCCCAGGGCCAAUCUGUGUCCCCCAAGCACAGGGACAGCCAGGCUUCUCCCCAGGACUCAGGGAACCUGCUGCCAAAACAUCCUUCUCUUCUGUUUUGUUUUUAACUAGAAAAGUAAUGAUUUGAGGAAACCAGACACUUGUGGUUUUCAGUGCUGUCUUUUCUCCAGUCCAACCCCCAUGUGGUCAGAAACACUUUGGCCUUUUUCAACUGACUUUGUGCUUUCCCUUCCACACAGCUCUUUACUUUGCCCUUUCAGUUAAUUUUAGUUAAAAUAUACACAUAGGUCGAAGCUGACAUAGACCAGUUGACUGUCCUGCAAGCACAAGGAUUGUUCUGGGGGUGAGGGAAGGUGCAAAGACCAUGGAUGCUACCUUGUUCAUUGUGGAGGUGCUUAGGUUGAGGAGCCCUCCUGCCCAUCCCAGGUCCUGGUGUGGGUCCUGCCCUUCUCACCCCACAUGGGGAUGGGGGUCCCCAGCAGACCAUCCCCUGUGCAGUGGGGAUGCAUUAAACUGGCCCAUUGCACCCCCAUCAGUUUGGAUCCCAUCCUACCUCUGCCCACCUUCAUCUUGUAGUCCUGUGUCCUGUGACACCGGGGUCUCCACCCAGGUGACCACAGCCCUGACAGCGUGGAGUGGGCAGAGCAGCUCUGUACUUGGCUGGGGAGAGACAGGGAGGCUCCUGUUUCUACUGGAAAUGCUCCAUAUUUUAAGAAAAUAAACAAACAAACAAAAACCA
Tyto alba (common barn owl) is the source of this 2296-nucleotide messenger RNA. It is a transcript of the gene KAZALD1, whose product is annotated as Kazal type serine peptidase inhibitor domain 1. Gene Ontology annotation, cellular component: extracellular region. The record is from RefSeq and is a predicted model, not a curated record. The transcript is spliced from 5 exons. Gene Ontology annotation, molecular function: insulin-like growth factor binding. Gene Ontology annotation, biological process: regulation of cell growth; regulation of signal transduction. NCBI's taxonomy places the organism in Eukaryota, Metazoa, Chordata, Aves, Strigiformes, Tytonidae. The coding region runs from base 210 to 1106 and encodes 298 amino acids.